Polyodon spathula (Mississippi paddlefish) is the source of this 2176-nucleotide messenger RNA. It is a transcript of the gene syt3, whose product is annotated as synaptotagmin III. Gene Ontology annotation, molecular function: SNARE binding; phosphatidylserine binding; calcium ion binding. The coding region runs from base 119 to 1624 and encodes 501 amino acids. The record is from RefSeq and is a predicted model, not a curated record. Gene Ontology annotation, biological process: cellular response to calcium ion; regulation of dopamine secretion; calcium-ion regulated exocytosis. Gene Ontology annotation, cellular component: membrane. Lineage: Eukaryota; Metazoa; Chordata; Actinopteri; Acipenseriformes; Polyodontidae. The transcript has 13 exons.
AGACAGAGAGAGAGAGAGAGAGAGAGAGGAGAGAGACAGAGAGAGAGGAGAGAGACGGCGAAAUGUAUAUUCCGCAGAUGAAGGAAUAUUCUUGAGGCGAAGGGCUCUGUGAGAUGCCAUGUCUGGGGAUUAUGAAGAGGAGAUAUGUAAGACUGCGCUGAUGUUGGUUCAGGAGCUCUGCUCUCACAAGGACGUCUUCGACAGCAACGACAAGUGCCAGGAAUUCAACUACCUGCUGAGCGAUCGAGAGAGGAUCCGAUACUCCGAGCCAGAUAUCUCAGUCAGUCUCCUCUCUGUUAUCGUCACGUUCUGCGGGAUCGUUCUUCUUGGAGUUUCUCUCUUCGUCUCUUGGAAGCUGGAUACUAAAGAGGGGGGUAACGGAGAGAGUGGAGAUGGGGGGGGGGGGGGCGGAGGGGGGCGGAGAGAGGGGGGGGGCGGAGGGGGUCCUGAGAUGCCCGAACAUUCCUACCUGGAUAUGGACUCCUACCCCCAGGGGCAACAACCUCCUGUGGCAAGUGCAGGGGGGGGGGUUGGGGGGCUCAAGCUCAGUCACACCUCUCCAGAGCUGCCCCCGGCCUCAGAUUCGGGGGUCCCUCCACCCCACAGAGAGCUGUCCAACGCACACUCCCAACAGCAGGUGUCAGCGCGGACGGCGCCCCGGCCCCCGGCCCCACGGCCCCCCAGUCCCGAGCUGCACCUGGAUGAGAAGCAGGACCAGUCAACCAGCAUCGGGCUGAUCAAGCCAGAACUGUACCGGCUCCGAGCGGAGCAGGGGGGGGGCAAGCAGGGCGAGACUGGCACCUGCGGGCAGAUCAGCUUCAUGGUGCGCUACGCCUACAACACAGAGCAGCUGGUGGUGAAGAUCCUGAAGGCCCUUGACUUGCCUGCGAAGGACAGUAACGGCUUCUCUGACCCCUACGUGAAAAUCUACCUGCUCCCCGAUCGCAAGAAGAAAUUCCAGACCAAGGUCCACAGGAAGACCCUGAACCCCGUGUUCAACGAGACGUUCAGUUUCGGGGUCCCCUUCGCGGAGCUUCCGGGGCGCAAGCUGCACUUCUCUGUGUACGACUUCGACCGCUUCUCCCGACACGACCUCAUCGGCCAGGUCAUCGAGGACAGGCUGCUGGAGGUCCAGGACCAGCCUCUGUGGAGAAACAUCAGAGAGGCCACUGCGUCAGUGUCUCCGAGUCUCCCUGUCUCACUGUCCUCUCCUCCUCUCCCCCCUCUCUCAGACCCCUAUGUCAAAGUGUCUCUGAUCUGCGAGGGGCGUCGUCUGAAGAAGAGGAAGACCUCGAUAAAGAAGAACACCCUGAACCCCACUUAUAACGAGGCGCUGGUGUUCGACAUCCCCAACGAGAACAUUAACCAGCUCAGCCUGAUUAUCGCUGUCAUGGACUACGACUGUAUCGGACACAACGAGGUGAUUGGAAUGUGCAGGGUGGGCAGCGAUGCCGAGGGUCCCGGUCGAGACCACUGGACCGAAAUGCUGGGGAACCCUCGGAAACCCAUCGAGCACUGGCACCAACUGGUGGAGGAGAAGGUCAUGAACACUUAUGUAUCUAAAAGUGCAACAUUAGGUGCAUCCAAACCCCACAUUACAGUGGAGAGCCCCCACUCUGAGUAAAGAGGAUCGAAGGAGCGGAGAAUCCAUCCCUCUCCUCCAUCACUUUCUUUAAUUUUAGUUUUUUUCCUGAGUUUUUUAAACUAUUCUGGGAGAGGAAGAGGAAUACAGGAGACCGAAGGAGAGAAAACAAAUCAAAUCUUCCCAGCCCGAGGGGGGACACAGUUAAGGGACGGACCAGCCUUCUGACAAGCCUGUGCGACAGCGGAAAGGGUCCCUCUUCACAACUCACAGAAAAAAUAUGCCCUAGGACACCUGCUGGAGUUCAUCCUCGUUGCCGGGGGUGACACAGUCGUGUGACACACCCACUGUGUGCAACUCUCAAUAACGUCCUCCAGAGUUCUUCAGGGGGAACUAUUUUUUUUUCUUUCUUGGAGUGAGGAGGACACAGUUUCAUGAUAGACCUUCCUCUGCGUGCAGUGCUAAAAAGUGUCCCCCCCCACACACUUUUCAAUUUUGUGAAUUUAAGAAGGAACCUUUAAGUCCCUGUUGACGAGGGGGGGCGUGGGACAGCAUUCUGUGACGAACCUACUUGCAUGCGCAACACAGAAGAGA